This is a messenger RNA of Pelodiscus sinensis (Chinese soft-shelled turtle), 2960 nucleotides long. Lineage: Eukaryota; Metazoa; Chordata; Testudines; Trionychidae. The record is from RefSeq and is a predicted model, not a curated record.
CUCCGGGGAAGGAUUUUCUUGCAGGAACCGCAAACCGCAGCAAACUUGUCUCUGGCGCAAGCAACAUUCCUAAGAAACGAGACGCGAGGAUGUGUCGAUUUCCAACGUGCCAGGAAUUCUGACCGCCUGGGAAACACCUGUCACCAGGGAGGGGAGAGCAGAGAUCUCCCCGGAGCAGCACGACUUUAGCCAGAGUUAGCGAUUUCCAAAGGGAUCCCAGCAUGAGCAAGCCGGCAGGAUCAACAAGUCGUAUUUUAGAUAUCCCUUGUAAAGUGUGUGGGGACCGCAGCUCCGGCAAGCACUAUGGGGUUUACGCCUGCGAUGGAUGCUCGGGAUUUUUCAAACGGAGCAUCAGGAGGAAUCGGACGUACGUCUGCAAAUCUGGAAAUCAGGGCGGUUGCCCCGUGGAUAAGACGCACAGGAACCAAUGCAGGGCGUGCCGCCUGAAGAAGUGCUUGGAAGUGAACAUGAACAAAGACGCUGUGCAACAUGAAAGAGGACCAAGAACAUCCACAAUAAGGAAGCAAGUAGCACUGUAUUUCAGAGGCCACAAGGAAGAGAAUGGAGCGACACCCCACUUUCCUUCUGCAGCGUUACCAGCUCCAGCCUUCUUUACUGCUGUCACACAGCUGGAGCCUCACAAUCUGGAACUGGCUGCUGUAUCUACUACCCCCGAAAGGCAGACAUUGGUGGGACUGGCACAACCAACUCCAAAGUACCCCCACGAAGUCAAUGGUACCCCUAUGUAUCUCUAUGAAGUGGCCACAGAAUCUGUUUGUGAAUCAGCUGCCAGGCUUCUCUUUAUGAGUAUCAAAUGGGCCAAGAGUGUUCCCGCCUUUUCCACUCUGUCAUUACAAGAUCAGCUGAUGCUUUUGGAAGAUGCUUGGAGAGAACUGUUUGUUCUAGGAAUAGCACAAUGGGCCAUUCCAGUUGACGCUAACACUCUACUGGCUGUAUCUGGCAUGAAUGGUGACAAUACAGAUUCUCAGAAGCUGAAUAAAAUUAUUUCAGAAAUACAGGCUUUACAGGAGGUUGUGGCUAGAUUUAGACAACUUCGGCUAGAUGCUACUGAAUUUGCCUGUCUCAAAUGCAUUGUCACUUUUAAAGCUGUACCUACACACAGUGGUUCUGAACUGAGAAGUUUUCGAAAUGCUGCGGCCAUUGCAGCUCUUCAAGACGAAGCUCAACUCACUCUGAACAGUUACAUUCACACCAGGUACCCCACACAACCCUGCCGUUUUGGAAAACUCUUAUUGCUUUUGCCAGCUUUACGUUCAAUUAGUCCAUCUACAAUAGAAGAAGUAUUUUUCAAAAAGACCAUUGGGAAUGUGCCAAUUACAAGACUGCUUUCAGAUAUGUACAAAUCCAGUGACAUAUAAAACACCUUAAAAUAAACAAUCAAGAUGGACGGACAGACAGUUUGAUAAGAACUUUUAUCCAUGGAGAAUAAGCCUCAACUAACAAAAUCUACAGGAAGCAUAAGCCUGGGAAUGGUUUAACUUUUAAAUUCAUUGAGAAUUUUUUAAAAAAAAUCCCAUUAGAUAUGAUUUUGCUCCUUGAACAGAAUGAUUUAGAGCAUGGAUAGAAUGUUUUGCUCUACAGAAAAACUGAAUUGACUGGAAUGUGACUGUUUUUCCUGUUUCUACAGGGUGGUGGCAAUUAAUUUGUCAAUCAUAACUAAGAAAGACUCUGCUAGUCUAUCAUUUAACUGGCAGAUCUGAGAUAUAAAGAAAAAUAAGGUACUUUAGUUCUUUCAUUUGGAACACUGGGUAACCAACCACUGUGUUGUUAUAAUGUGUCGAGGUGCCCUUAGAUCUGUUUAAAAGUAGCUUAUGUUGGUGAAUAUAUUCAUAAUGUUAUAGACAACAUUUAAAUCCAGGUUACCAAAACUCUGCUUCUGUUGUAAUACAUCAUAAAGUGGCCUUCGGAACUGAUUUUAAAAGUAGCAUAUGCUGACAGUUACAUUUUGGAUUAAACAGGCUAGGCCUCCCUGUAAAAUAAACUGGUGAACUUUAAUGCAAAUAUCACCGGAAUUUCAAUGUGGUUAACAUCUCAAAAGACGGAAGAGCUUUACAUAGAACACAAACAAAUAUACAGCAAGUAAGAAAGACUAAAACAGCAAAACCAAAUAAAAUGGAUGAUUGAUUCAGUGAGCCGAUCGCUGUCCCAUUGACAUAGUGCUGAAACCAAAGGCAAUGGUGGCCAAACUCUUUGUCAAUGAGGUGUACAGAAAGAUGAAAUAACUUUUUAAAAAAGCGGAAAGAACUUAAUUAUGAAGAAAUAAAGAUGGUCAAUUGAUACAAUGCUAAUAGUCUCCAAGACUGUCCAAUGCCUUUUUUUAAAAAGAAAACUCCAGGUUUUAAUUACAGCUUUGAUUUCUCUCUCACACACACAUUAUAAGCUGCUUAUUUGAUAUGACUAUACUUACGAAAAAUGUAGAAAAAACAUUUAAAGAUAGCUGCUGUACUUUUCAAAUUUUGAUUUGUUUAGGAACUAGCACUGAGAAAAAUCAGCACUUGGACUAUCAUAGAAUGAGUAAAACUUUUCUUGUACAAAGUGGAUUAACUGAUUUGUGAAGUUAAAAAGUUGUACUCAUUGUAUUUACAAAGAAUAAAAAUAUAUUGAAUUUAAAUGAUCCUUUGUUUUUGUUUUUUCAUUUCUCCCCCUCAGUUUCUGGAUUAGUUUCCUACAGGUAAAACUGUACACUGCUUAUCAGAAAACAGAAAUAUUCUUCAGAUAUAUCCAUCAACUACAAGGUUUCUGAAGCAGCUGGUACAGACCCCUUUUAGAGACAGAGUUCUGGACUUGAUGGAUCAUAGGUAUAAGCUAGCUGGGCAAUUGUUAUGUUUCUUUGUUAAAAUGAUUGUUAUUAGUUAACCAGCGAUGCAGCUAACAAGGCACUGUUGGUGAGAUGGGAGGGAAGAAUACUUUUUUCCCAAUUAAAAUUACUCUUUUUAGGU